Messenger RNA from Pyricularia oryzae 70-15, 984 nucleotides. Its product is annotated as hsp90-like protein. NCBI's taxonomy places the organism in Eukaryota, Fungi, Ascomycota, Sordariomycetes, Magnaporthales, Pyriculariaceae. Gene Ontology annotation, cellular component: cytosol. Gene Ontology annotation, molecular function: protein-folding chaperone binding; ATPase activator activity. Gene Ontology annotation, biological process: protein folding; positive regulation of ATP-dependent activity. The record is from RefSeq and is a predicted model, not a curated record. The transcript is spliced from 4 exons. The coding region runs from base 1 to 984 and encodes 327 amino acids.
AUGGUGCUGCACAAUCCGAACAACUGGCAUUGGGUCAACAAGGACGUUGCACCAUGGGCCAAGCAGUGGUUCCAGGACAACCUCACAAAGCUCGAAGUACAGGAUGGCGAUGUCACGGCAAAGGUUAGCAAGGUUGUCAGCAUGGACGGCGACGUCGACGUCAGCCAGCGCAAGGGCAAGGUCAUUACCAUCUUUGAUGUCAAGUUAGUUCUUGAGUACUCAGGUAACAUUGCCGACGGCGACGAGGUGACUGGAACAAUCACAAUCCCCGAGGUUGCCCACGACACCGAGGAGAACGAGUUUGUGUUCGAAAUCGACAUCUACUCCGACUCCAAAGAGAAGCAGCCAGUCAAGGACGCCGUCAGGUCCAAGCUGGUCCCGAAGCUGCGAUCCGAGUUCGUCAAGCUGGCCCCGGCCCUCAUCGCCGAGCACGGCAAGGACAUCCAGCACGCUCCCGGCUCAAACCCCUCCAGCGGCUUCUCCACACCCAAAGUCCACGCACCCAGCGGGGCGGCAGCAAAGGCCACCACCUCGACCACAGCCCAGACCAACUCCACCGGCAGCGUCGUCAACACGACAACGGUGACGGACCAAGAAGAGUUCCGGACGACCGCCGCAGAGCUCUACCAGACCUUUACCGACCCGCAAAGGCUGGCCGCGUUCACGCGCGAGGCCCCGCGGGUGUUUGAGGGCGCCAAGAAGGGCGGCAAGUUCCAGCUGUUUGGCGGCAACGUUGAGGGCGAGUUCCUGGACCUGCAGGAGCCGACCAAGAUCGUCCAGAGCUGGAGGCUGAGGCAAUGGCCCGCGGGCCACUUCUCCAAGCUCGAGAUCGAGUUUGACCAAAACGACCGAGAGGGCGUGACGACCAUGCGCGUCAACUGGAGCGGGGUGCCGAUCGGACAGGAGGAGGUGACGAAACAAAACUGGCUCGAGUACUACGUGCGGAGCAUCAAGAAGACUUUUGGCUUCGGAACCAUUCUCUGA